This is a messenger RNA of Micromonas pusilla CCMP1545, 1086 nucleotides long. RefSeq lists its product as uncharacterized. NCBI's taxonomy places the organism in Eukaryota, Viridiplantae, Chlorophyta, Mamiellophyceae, Mamiellales, Mamiellaceae. Bases 1 to 1086 code for a protein of 361 amino acids. Gene Ontology annotation, cellular component: preribosome, large subunit precursor; nucleolus; nucleus. The transcript has a single exon. Gene Ontology annotation, biological process: endonucleolytic cleavage in ITS1 to separate SSU-rRNA from 5.8S rRNA and LSU-rRNA from tricistronic rRNA transcript (SSU-rRNA, 5.8S rRNA, LSU-rRNA); ribosomal large subunit biogenesis; ribosome biogenesis. Gene Ontology annotation, molecular function: protein binding. The record is from RefSeq and is a predicted model, not a curated record.
AUGACGGAAACGGACGCUGGCGCCGCGCGCCUGCGCGUCGCGUCCGCGCUCGAAGCCACGGACGCGUACGACGGCCCGCUCGAGCUCGACCUCGGCAACCUCCUCGCGUGCGACCCGGCGCCGAUCGACCCGGAGGCGUACGCCGGCGGCGACGCCGACGCGAAGACCGCGGUCGCGCUCGCGCACUGCCGCGACGUCCUCCAGCGGCUCGUCGCGGAUCUCUUCGCGCUGCCGUCGGAGAGCGACGUGAACGGACGGUACGUGCACCUGCCGGCUGGGACGACGCCGCUGCCGCGGACGAAGCCGCUGCCGCCGCAGGAGAAGCCGAUGACGAAGUGGGAGCAUUUCGCGAAGGAGAAGGGCAUCAAGAAGCGGAAGCGAUCGAAGAUGGUCUUCGACGAGCAGACGGACGAGUGGAAGCGCCGGCACGGGUACGACCGCGCGGGGGACGCGAACAAGAUCAUCAUAAUGGACGCGAAGAUGAGCGACGUCCCGGGGCAGACCGAGGACCCUUUCACGGCGGAGGAGCGGAUGCGGAGAGAGCGCGUGGAGAAAAACGCGGGGCGUCAGCAAAAGAAUUUACUCAACGCCGUGUCGACGCACGGCGCGAAGGUGUUACCGCCGACGCUGCAGAUGUCCGCGGCGCCGACGAAGGGCGCGAAGGCGCUGCCGCUGGGGAAGAUGGGGAAGAAGCAGGUGAAAGACCUCUCCGCGCACGUCGCGAGGAGCACGGCGAGCAUAGGGAAGUUCAACGCGCCGAUUCCGGGCGACGAAAAGAUCAAGUCGCGAGGGAAGCGAAGGCAGUUCGACGGCGUCACGGACGUCGCGAAGGACAAGGCGAACGCGCUGACGUUCAUCGAUAAGCUCGUUCGGAGAGAGAAGGACUUCACCGUGGACGUGAACGUCGCCGCGAGGAAGAUUCAGAGGGCGAAAGAGGCGGAGAGCCGAAGCGCCGCGAAGGCGAAGCUCGCGGAGAAAGACGCCGGCGGCGCCGGAGGGAAGAGGCAAGGCGGGAAGAAGGGUAAGGGGAUGGCGGGGAUGAAGGCCAAGGGCGGGACGGUCAAGAAGGGCAAGGGGAAGAAGUGA